GAAAACGUGGAGGAGUUUGGUCGCUUCUAACUGUCCAUCUGUUUGGAUCCUAAUGAAUGAACGGGGCUAAGCUAAGUGCUAGCCAAGUGGCGCCGCGCGCCAGGGCGAUUGAGUGCACGCAUUGAGACGCAAGAGGUCUGUAUCAACUCGUCUUACUUGACCGAAUAACAUGUUUUAAUAUGAAAAAACGGUGGUGUGUUCCUUUAAGUCUCCAUAAGACUACUUGCAAUUUAAGGAAAUUGUUUCCCAAUUUUAAAAAAAUCCUGACUUUGCAUAUUGAUUUAAAGAAGAGAAGUUGCUGCAUUGUCUUUCAAAACUUUCAAAAAAUAAAUCUAUUUAGUCUUUGGGCACAAAUAAGUUGUAGCCAGUGGUAGAAUGUAUCUAAGUACAUUUACUUCAGUGCAAUUUUAAGGUACUUGAGUAUUUCCAUUUUAUGUAACUUUUUACUUCUACUCCACUAUACUUUGAGGCAAAUAUUAUACUUUUUACUCCACUACAUUAAGAUGACAGCUUUAGUUACUUUUGGGGUCAAGAUUUAACAUAAAGAAUUACUUCUUUUUUCUUUCUUUUUUUAAGUAAACCACAUGACAGUAUAUUAAGUUGUUAAAAUUUGCCCUACCUUUAAGUAAGUUAUGAAUGCAGGACUUUUACUUUCAGUGCAGUAUUUUCACAGUGUGGUAGUCUGCAGUAUGGGACCUAAUUAAUUCAGAAUUGUUGGUGUAUUUCUUUAUAAUCUACCAACUAAUCAAAUUACCUGACUCCCCCCUGCUGUUGAUAGAAGGAAAAACAUAUUCUUGCAUUAAAAAAAAAAAACACAUUUUCCUUUUUUCCCCCCUUGAGACGGAUGCAAAUUAUGCACAUCUCUCUGUAGCUCAAGCAGAACAUACACACCAGCUGGGGUCUCUUCAUUAACAUAUUUCUACGGCAGACAAUAAAUGUUUACAAAGACAUCAAAGGCUGAUUUUAUUUUGUUAAUUAGCUCCACAGAGACACGUCAAAGUGUUGUGUAAUUUCUCAAGGUGACAGUUAGGGCGGGACUUCCCGUGGUUAGCUCGCUACGCAGGAAGUCGUCGUGUUACUUCUCGUCGUCGUCCUCCUCCUCUUCCAGUCUUGUGAGAAACGAGAGAAACUGAAGGGGUGUUAAGUUGCUUUUAGAGCCGGGAAACUAUCGAGAGAAGAGUUUCCCAGCGGCCCCACAGCGUCCUUUUCCCCUCUGGUCGGUAAACUUUGCCUGUUGUCAUCGAAGAAAUGGUCACAAAAAGAAGACAAACGAUCGAAGAGGAUAUUGGAAGUUGAGGAUCUGCCAGAAGCACAACUUUACUCCAAGAUGAUUUCUGUCCGUCAUCAUAUUCCAUCCAUCGUUGCCCUCUUUGACACUGAACUGUGUCCUUAUAACUUCAGUAACUUGAGUGAGCCAACAAAGUGUGACUCCAGAUCUCUGAUUAUGCACUUGUGAUGGUACAAAGGCUGCCCUUCCCAUAUCCCAUUCCUAUUGUCUGUAACAAGGACACAUCCUACUAUUCACACCCUGUCCUCCUGAAACACCUCCCUCCCUCUGAGUUUCUGUGCAAUGCUCCGCAAGAGAGGCUCUCUCAUUCUUUGUGGUACGUUCCUGUUUAUCACCUGGAACGCCAUACUGGUGCUUCUGCUGUGGGGAAGACCCCCGCCCAGCCAGCCAGGCGAGCCUGGCCGAGAGCAUAGUGAAGUGGGGGAAAAGCCCACUAAUGAUAUGGGAGAUGUGCUCCGAAUACCAGACACGUUCGAAGCUGAGCUUGAAAUGCAGAAAAAAAUCCUGCUGCAGAUCAAGAAUCUGCUGUUGGAUCCGUCAAACAGAAACGGACCAAAGGUUGUUGCCCCACGUCAGCCUGUCAUUCCUAUCCUGGUCAUCGCCUGUAACAGGGUCACCGUGAGGCGCUGCUUGGACAAACUCCUGGAGCUGCGUCCUUCAGCAGAGCUUUUCCCAAUCAUAGUGAGUCAGGACUGUGGACACGCCGAAACUGCUGAGGUGAUCCGUUCUUAUGGGACUCAAGUAACUCAUCUGAAACAGCCGGACCUGUCCGAUAUCGCUGUGCAACCUGCACACAAGAAGUUUCAGGGUUACUACAAAAUCUCCAGGCAUUACCGCUGGGCUCUCAACCAAGUGUUCAAGACCCUUUCUCAUUCCUCUGUUGUGAUUGUGGAGGACGACCUGGAGGUGGCGCCAGACUUCUUUGAGUACUUCCAAGCCUUGCUGCCACUCCUGAAAUCUGACCCCAAUCUGUGGUGUGUGUCCGCCUGGAAUGACAAUGGCAGGGAUGGCUACGUGGAUCCUGGUAAGGCUAACCUGCUCUACAGGACAGACUUCUUUCCUGGCCUGGGCUGGAUGCUCCUCAGCGAGGUGUGGGAGGAGCUGGAGCCCAAGUGGCCAGCUUCAUUCUGGGACGACUGGAUGCGUCAGCCAGAGCAGCGCCGCAACCGUGCCUGUAUACGUCCAGAGAUCUCCCGGACUUUGACCUUUGGCCGGAAAGGAGUGAGUCUGGGUCAGUUCUAUGACAAAUACCUGCGUUACAUCAAACUGAAUACCGAAUUUGUGCCUUUCACCAAGUUAGACCUGAGUUACUUGAAGGAGGAGACGUACAGAGAAGAUUUUAAGAAGGACGUUUACAGUGCUCCUGUGGUUACUUAUGAAGAUGUUAAGCAAGGGCAGCUGAAAGGACCUGGGCCCUUCCGCCUUCAAUACUCGAGUAAGGACAGUUUUAAAAUGCUGGCCAAAAACCUGGGAGUCAUGGAUGACUUGAAGUCUGGAGUCCCACGGACAGGAUACAGAGGGGUUGUCAGUUUCAUUUCCAGAGGAAAGAGAAUCUACUUGGCCCCUCCUCCAGGGUGGACCCAGUAUGAUACCACCUGGAGCUAAAAAUCCACCAGAAAGUUUAUGUGCAUUAGCCUUUUUGUAAUCUCUGAUUGUCAGUUGGGGAAAGCAUUCCAGACCAAAGAUGGAUGUCCUUAAAGUUUCUGUUUGAUUGAAUGAUAUGUACUUUAGAUAAUUGUCUUCAAUAAUGCAGAAUGGAUCAUUUCUCUUUCUGGUGUUGGGGUUAUUGCCAAUGCUACUCAGGUCUUUGUCAUUCUUCCAAAACAUUUCUUACAAUGUAGGACACAGCCUAAACAGUUUUGUUAGAAGAGACUGCUGUAAUUCACCAGAGAUCUAUUUUUAUAUUCUGCUAAUUGUGCACAUGACAUUCAUUACUGCAUUCAAUGCAAUUACCUAGUUUUUGCCACUUUUUUUAAAUUAUUUGCAAUUUCUGGUAGCCUAUGUGAACUGUUUGUGUCAACAAAUAUGAAAAUAUAAUCUGUGGUAUGGUUGCUUAUGGUGGUGGUGACUGGUCAUAACUGCAGUAUAAGCCGUCAUUUGAUUGUAAUUUUUAUGUGUUCUAUGAAAAAUCUGUUCUUCCCGCUUACAUUUUAAUGCCAAUUUAUUUUGGUGAAUGAUUCUCCAAUGGACAGUGGUACACCUUGCAGGUUUGCUACCCGUGUUUGAAUAUUUUUUGAAUUAAAAAAAACAACACACUUUU
Molecule: messenger RNA, 3548 nt
Organism: Centropristis striata (black sea bass)
Lineage: Eukaryota; Metazoa; Chordata; Actinopteri; Perciformes; Serranidae
Gene: mgat1a
Product: alpha-1,3-mannosyl-glycoprotein 2-beta-N-acetylglucosaminyltransferase a
Exons: 3
Coding region: 1571-2893 (440 amino acids)
Biological process (GO): protein N-linked glycosylation
Cellular component (GO): Golgi apparatus
Molecular function (GO): alpha-1,3-mannosylglycoprotein 2-beta-N-acetylglucosaminyltransferase activity
Source: RefSeq, a predicted model, not a curated record